Molecule: messenger RNA, 1347 nt
Organism: Exserohilum turcica Et28A
Lineage: Eukaryota; Fungi; Ascomycota; Dothideomycetes; Pleosporales; Pleosporaceae
Exons: 2
Coding region: 1-1347 (448 amino acids)
Biological process (GO): phosphatidylethanolamine biosynthetic process
Cellular component (GO): mitochondrion
Molecular function (GO): phosphatidylserine decarboxylase activity
Source: RefSeq, a predicted model, not a curated record
AUGUUGCAUCAAGCGAAUACCAAAAAUGUUCCUCACGAACACCAGGUGCAUCGCACUGGCUCCUGGCUUCCUUCGGACCACCGCGUGCACAAGAAAUGGCUCUCCGGAAUCAUUGAGCGUGUGGAAAACAACCCAAAGGAGCUCCAUCCAGUAUUACAGGAGUUUAAAGAUUUGAUCGAGAAUAAUACGCGCAUCUACAUUUUCGUCAACUCCAUGUUUGAAGAGGUACCCACCAAGAAGCCCUAUAACAAUGACCCUACAGGACACAAGCAAGUGCGUGAUUAUCACCACAUGCUGGAGCUUUUCAAUCAUAUUCUCACUACCGCGCCUGAAUGGAAUGAUCAUGAGUACUCUGUUGGAGUGGUUGGCACGCCAUUCAAUGCAAUCCUGGACUGGCCCAUGGGUACACCAUCCGGGUUUGCUUUCUUCCUGGAUCCAGAAGUCAAUAAGGUGAUUAAAAAAGUCUUGAACGCAUGGGCCGAAUUCCUCGCCUCACCAGCUUCAGCAUAUGUGCUGGGCAACGACAAGAUCGGCUGGCUCAGUGACCACGGUAGCCAUGACCUUGAGUUGACGGCAAAUGUGGGCCCGACCUCUUACAGCUUCGAUGAGCUCUACGAAUGCGAUCCCACUAAAGAGCACCAUGGUUACAAGUCGUGGGAUGACUUCUUCACCCGCCGUUUUCGCGAAGACAAACGACCUGUUGCCAGCCCAGAUGAUGAUAGUGUCAUCGCCAAUGCUUGUGAGUCCAAGCCAUACAAAGUCAGCCAGAAUAUCGCGCAACGGGACCGCUUCUGGAUCAAAGGCCAGCCCUACUCUCUCAUGGAUAUGCUGGCCAUGGACCCGUUACAUGAGCAGUUCAUUGGCGGAACCGUGUACCAGGCCUUCCUCUCCGCAUUGAGCUAUCAUCGUUGGCACUCACCGAUCAAUGGCAUAAUCAAGAAAGCCUACUUAGUUGAGGGAACUUACUUUUCCGAGCCAUUGUUUGAAGGCGUCGGUGAUCCUUCUAGCCACGGUGGUAUAAGUAGCGAUGGCGAGAACAUAGCCCAAGGCUAUAUUACUGCGACCGCUACGCGGGCAAUCAUAUACAUCCAAGCCGAUAAUCCGGACUUGGGUCUCAUGUGUUUCAUGGGCAUUGGUAUGACCGAGGUUUCCACCUGCGAUAUCACGGUCAAGGAGGGCGAUCGUGUGCGCAAGGGCGAGGAGAUUGGCAUGUUCCAUUUUGGCGGAAGUACGCACUGCCUUAUUUUCAGAAAGGAGGUCAAGUUGGAGGGAUUUCCCGAUACGCAGAAUAUCGAGCAUAAUGUUCCUGUCAGGUCGAAGUUGGCUGUCGUGAAAAAGACUACUUAA